AUAUCUUACGCACCAUUUCAGCAAUUUCUUCUAAUCUGUUUUGUCCCUUUCUCUGUUUACCCUCCUUCCUUUCUAUUCAACUAGAACAACAUUAAGAUGCCGAAGAAGGAGCCAAACAAAGCAACACCUCAAGUGCCUGUAUACUGGAUUGAAGCCUCCGAUUCUGUCUCACGCCACUUCCAGUUCCAGCCCGAUGGUCGACUCUCUAUGAAGGUAGUUGAUGAUUCAAGAUCAAUACUUCAUCGGAUAGUUGAUUCCUUUCUGAAUAAAUUUUUUCCCACUGGAUAUCCUUACAGUGUGAAUGAGGGAUACCUUAAAUACACACAAUUUCGGGCGCUGCAGCACUUCUCCAGUGCAGCAUUGUCUGUGCUGUCAACUCAGUCGCUGCUUUUUGCUGCAGGCUUGCGUCCUACACCUGCACAAGCAACAGCUGUAAGCUGGGUACUGAAGGAUGGGAUGCAGCAUGUAGGAAAGCUAAUAUGUAGCAAUUUGGGUGCUAGAAUGGAUUCAGAACCAAAACGUUGGAGAAUAAUAGCUGAUGUGCUCUAUGACUUGGGCACUGGCUUAGAAGUUCUUUCUCCCUUAUGUCCUCAUCUUUUCCUUCAGGUGGCUGGCCUUGGUAAUUUUGCAAAGGGGAUGGCAGUAGUUGCAGCAAGGGCAACAAGGCUACCAAUAUAUUCUUCGUUUGCUAAAGAAGGCAAUCUAAGUGACCUUUUUGCAAAAGGAGAGGCCAUUUCAACACUGUUCAAUGUUGUUGGAAUGGGAGCAGGGAUUCAAUUAGCAUCUACUAUUUGUUCAUCAAUGCAGGGGAAGAUGAUUGUGGGCCCCCUUCUUUCCAUUGUACAUGUUUAUAGUGUCAUUGAAGAAAUGCGAGCUGCCCCUGUCAAUACACUAAAUCCUCAGAGGACAGCCAUGGUUGUGGCUGAUUUUGUGAAGACUGGAAAGAUAUCAAGUCCUGCUGAUCUAAGAUACUGUGAAAAUCUCAUAUUUCCUGGGAGACUAGUAGAAGAUGCUGGCAAUGUAAAAGUGGGACGGGCUUUGCACGAAGUUUUUACGCCUUCAAAACUUCAUGAAGUUAAAGAUAUGUUCCCGGAAGAGAAGUUUCUUUUGAAUUGUGGGAAUAAAUGGAGUGACAUGGUACUAGAACAAAAUGCUUCAGGUGAAGAUGCAUUGAGGGGAUGGCUGGUUGCUGCAUAUGCUGCAAGCAUGAAGAAGUAUUCUCAUGAAUCUAGCAACAUUGUACUGCAAGAUGCUUAUCUGAAAAUGAAUAGCAUAUUUGAUUCAUUCUUGUCUGAACUGCAGGCCAAAGGGUGGCAUACCGAUCGCUUUUUGGAUGGAACAGGUAGCCGUUUUUCAUGGUAGCAUUUUCUAGAUUUGAAUGAUAGUCCGUCCACUCCCUUCAGAUUCUUGGUUUAAAAUGAGUAGGGCAGCUGGUUAACUUGUUUAUAUAAUAGAAAUGUAUUUUAUUCAGGGAAGUGGCAUUGUGCAACUAUGUUGAACUAUUUUUCCACACCCUUGUCAUUCAAGAUUGUCCGGACCAGCUUUUGCUUACGAGUUAUUGACUGCUGGUUGGGCUCUUCUAAUUGUAAGUCCAAGAGCCUGACCAAAUUACUUUUGGUACAACACCAGUUUAUGAUUCAAUUGUUUACUUAGAAAUUACAAUGUACUUUCAUAUUUCUGUAUUAAUUAGUGAAGUUACUAUGGAUUAUA
Molecule: messenger RNA, 1710 nt
Organism: Hevea brasiliensis (rubber tree)
Lineage: Eukaryota; Viridiplantae; Streptophyta; Magnoliopsida; Malpighiales; Euphorbiaceae
Product: protein root UVB sensitive 2, chloroplastic
Exons: 9
Coding region: 97-1362 (421 amino acids)
Biological process (GO): auxin polar transport; response to UV-B
Cellular component (GO): chloroplast envelope
Source: RefSeq, a predicted model, not a curated record